Nelumbo nucifera (sacred lotus) is the source of this 3523-nucleotide messenger RNA. RefSeq names its product pentatricopeptide repeat-containing protein At2g41080-like. Gene Ontology annotation, molecular function: protein binding; RNA binding; zinc ion binding. The record is from RefSeq and is a predicted model, not a curated record. Lineage: Eukaryota; Viridiplantae; Streptophyta; Magnoliopsida; Proteales; Nelumbonaceae. Gene Ontology annotation, biological process: RNA modification.
GAACUCGAAACAGAGUACCACCGUUACAAAACGUGAAGACGAACUGAUGAAGAAAGAAGUGAGCACCUUGAUUCAAGCCAUUUUCAGGCGAUAACUCAAAAGAGACUGAGUUCGACUGGCCAACAAGGCAACGACCAAUCACAAUUAAGUGGAUUCACGACCAAGGGGUUUUCUAUGAUUGGGCAACAGAGUGCACUGAUAUAUCUCAUAAAUGACAUUGCAUUGUAGUGAUUUCUAUCUCAAUAACAGUCAUGUUUCUGUUGUUAGGAGCUAUCAAUUUGGUCAGAUGUUGCCUGUUUUUUUUUCCUGAUUCUUCUGAAACACACCCCAUUACCACCUCAUGAGUGAAACCUCACUUGAUAAUUUUGUUCAGAUUAUAUAGAUGGGAGACCAAUUUUUUUAUGGAUGAAGGAUGUGGGGAAGGCACAUAAAGUGCAUGAGAAAGCCUUUACUAAGAUUCCUCUACUUAUUUUCCCAACAUAAUAAAGGUUCAUGCAUCACAAUUUGUCAACUUUUGUCCACCGACACUUCUAAAAGUAUUGUCAAAUCCAGAGAUGAAUUCAUUGAGCUUACUUGCAAUGGAAUGUUGAAGGAGGUAUUUGAAAAAUUCAGAACGGAGAUCUGGUUAGAACCAUCCCUAUUUUCUCACCUUCUUCAAGGAUGUAUUCUUUCACAGUCACUUCCUCUAGGCAAGCAGCUCCAUUCUUUAAUUAUCACAUCUGGUUGUUCUUCAGACAAAUUUAUUUCCAACCAUCUCCUCAACAUGUAUUCCAAAUUUGGAGAAUUGCAUACUGCGGUUGCACUGUUCAAUUUGAUGCCCAGGAAGAACAUCAUGACAUCAAACAUUUUGAUUGGUGGGUUUAUACAAAGUGGUGAUUUGGUGACUGCUUGGAAGUUGUUUGAAGAAAUGCCUGAGAGAAACCUUGCGACAUGGAAUGCAAUGGUUACUGGACUUACACAGUUUGAAUUCAACAAAGAGGCAUUGGGUUUGUUAUCUCAAAUGCAUGAAAUUGGAUUUCGACUUGAUGAGUUUACUCUAGGUAGUAUUCUUAGAGGCUGCGCUGGUCUGAAAGCACUUAUUCCUGGAAAGCAGAUCCAUUGCUACAUAAUGAAGUCUGGGUUUGAUGGCAAUUUGGUUGUUGGGAGUUCUCUGGCUCAUAUGUACAUGAAAUGUGGGUUUGUGGAAGAAGGGGAAAGAGUAAUAAAGGGAAUGCCUGUUCAUAAUGUUGUUGCAUGCAAUACCCUCAUAGCUGGCAGGGCACAAAAUGGGUGCUCCGAGGAAGCUGUGGAUCAGUAUAAUCUUAUGAAGAUUGCAGGAUUCAGGCCAGACAAAAUUACCUUUGUCAGUGUUAUCAGUUCAUGUUCAGAAUUGGCAACCCUUGGACAAGGGCAGCAGAUUCAUGCUGAAGCUAUUAAGUCUGGAGCUGCUUCGGCAGUAUCCGUGGUCAGUUCAUUGAUUAGCAUGUACUCAAGGUGUGGGUGUUUGGAAGACUCUAUAAGGGCCUUCUUGGAAUGUGAAGAUGCAGAUGUUGUUUUGUGGAGCUCGAUGACUGCUGCUUAUGGGUUUCAUGGCCAGGGCCAAGAAGCUAUCAAGUUGUUUGAGUCAAUGGAGAAUGAAGGUCUGGAGCCAAAUGAUGUUACCUUCUUGAGCUUGCUCUAUGCUUGUAGUCAUAGUGGAUUAAAGGAAAGGGGAGCAAAAUUCUUUGAAUUGAUGGUUGAUAAAUACAAAGUAAGCCCUAGUUUGGAGCACUAUACUUGUAUGGUUGAUCUCCUUGGGAGAUCUGGCUGUUUGGAGGAAGCAGAAGCUUUAAUCCAGUCAAUGCCCAUAAAGCCAGAUGCAAUUAUCUGGAAGACUUUGCUAUCUGCAUGUAAAAUCCAUAAGAAUGCAAAGAUGGCCAGAAAGGUUGCUGAAGAAGUUCUUAGACUUGAUCCUCAGGACUCUGCACCUUAUGUCUUGCUUUCAAACAUCCAUGCUUCCGCUAAGAGAUGGGGUGAUGUUUCAGAUGUGAGGAAGGCCAUGAGAGAGAUGAAGGUGAAGAAGGAGCCUGGGAUAAGUUGGUUGGAGGUGAAGAACCAGGUUCAUCAGUUCUGUAUGGGUGAUCAAUCCCAUCCAAAAUGGAUGGAGAUUGAUGGGUUCCUGAAAGAACUAAUACUGGAGAUUAAGGAACGAGGUUAUGUGCCGGACACAAGCUCUGUUUUGCAUGACAUGGACGCUGAGGAAAAAGAGUACAGCUUGGCCCACCACAGUGAGAAAGUGGCUAUUGCUUUUGCACUCCUGAACACUCCUGUUGGUUCCCCAAUCAGGAUCAUGAAGAAUUUGCGUGUGUGUAAUGAUUGCCAUGUGGCAAUCAAAUUCAUAUCAGAGGUUACUUUAAGAGAAAUUAUUGUUCGUGAUGCUAGUCGGUUUCACCAUUUCAAGGCCGGGAAAUGUUCUUGUGGUGAUUACUGGUAGAUACAGGAUGCUACUCUUACAAGUGCAGGGAAUUAAGUUUAUUUAUUUUUUUAUGGUAAGAUUAAUUUUAUUUAAUACUUAAAGUUAAGGUUAUUGAAUUUAUUUGUUCUGAAGGAGAUUCUUGUUAGCAUUCCUUUAAAUUCAUGCAUAUGAUGGGAAAACCUCUACAUUUCAAAGAUGGAAAUUUGUUAGCUAUGAUCGGGAUCUUCAUCAUUGCCAUCUACUUCAAAGGAUUCUAUGUUGUUUUGCCUGUUUGUUAAUUGUUACUAUGCCGUUAUGGACAAGGUUCAUUCAAGCACACUAUUUUAGAAGUUGAACAUUCUACCAUUUACAAUCUGCACCACAGUGCAAUUUUUACAUUAUUUUGCAGGUUGAAAAGCAUUAAUGUGAUCUCUGGAAUUCAAAGUUCUUUGAUUUAACAUUAUUAAGUUAUAAAAAAAUCUUACACUGUUUUUAUCUGUAAUUCUGUAAUCAGAGGAGUUCCUUUAUUAGUAUCUGGGGAAAUGGAUGGGAUCUGAAUGGUUAUCUGUUUGUCCCCAUUCAUAGUCUUACAUGGUAUAUCAGUGCACCAUCAAGGUGAUUUUUAAGAACCUUUUUGCUUUGUAUGCUAAUUUCCUUUUUCCAAGCUUUCUUUAUAAUGAACUAGCAGGGAAAAAAUUUAUCCAUCAUGGUUUCAUUUCCUCUACUGGCAUUUCAUUGUUGCUGCUUGUUUCUACUUGACAUAUUUGGAUCAGAAUUUGCAGCUUGGCAGAUCUGGCAAUCAGUCUUCAAUGCUGUCAAUGUUCUAGAAAACUUGGAUUGAAGCUUUUGGAACCUUGGCUAAAAGCAGCAUAAGAUAGCAUAUCUAUCCGAGGUGGGGGGGGGGAUCUUGGAGCUCAACUCCUCAAAGUCCAGGACGAUAUACCUAUUUGUGCUUCUAUAAUCUCUCAGCGUCUAGCUCUUUACUCAUUGGAAGUUGGGGCUGAAUGGGUCAGAGAUGGGGUGAAGGACCUUGCGAAGAACCAUGGUUUUUAAAAACGAACUGGUGAUCGAACCAGUCAGGGGUCCGGUUACCGGUUCGAACGGUCUGGC